GUGCUUCGUUACAGCUGUAGAUAUUGUCUACAACGCAGACGCACUGUGAACAACUUUGCAAACGCUUACAUUUAUUGUGUAUUAAAAACACAGAGAAAUAAAACAGAUGGGUUACCAGUGUUUCAGCUUUCUAGGAGAAACAUCGUCUGAACUUCGUUACUUAGAAAGCUAUUUCGUGAACUAAUACAUUAAACUCACGAAGAAGUUGGGUGCCCAUUCCAUUGUGUUUUGGUCGGAUAUUCCUGCUUUGCUCCAAGACGAUUUAGGUCCAAGAUGUCUGUGAGCAACCACGAAAACAGGAAGUCCCGCUCUAGCUCUGGCUCCAUGAACAUCCAGCUAUUCCACAAGACGUCUCAUGCAGACAGCCUCCUGACCCAGCUCAACCUGCUCCGUAAGCGAAGAGUCUUCACUGACGUGGUCCUGAGGGCCGGGAACCGGGUUUUCCCUUGCCACCGUGCAGUGCUGGCCUCCUGCAGCCGCUACUUUGAGGCCAUGUUUAACGGAGGCCUGAGGGAGAGCCGCGAUGCCGAGGUCAACUUCCACGACUCGCUGCACCCAGAGGUGCUGGAGUUGCUGUUAGACUAUGCCUACUCGGCCCGCGUCAUCAUCAACGAGGAGAACGCAGAGUCCCUUCUGGAGGCCGGGGACAUGCUCCAGUUUCAUGACAUCCGAGACGCCUGCUCUGAGUUCCUAGAGAAAAACCUGGCACCGUCCAACUGCCUGGGCAUGAUGCUGCUGUCGGACGCCCACCAGUGCCAGCGGCUCUACGAGCUCUCCUGGAGGAUGUGCCUGGCCAACUUCGCCACCCUCAACAGGACGGAGGACUUCCUUAGUCUCCCUAAAGACAAGGUUCAGGAGCUUGUGUUCAGCGAGGAACUGGAGGUGGAGGAUGAGAGCCUGGUGUACGAGGCUGUGAUAGACUGGGUAAAGGCGGACAUAGAGAGGAGGCUGGGUGACCUUCCGGAGCUGCUGCGCUGUGUGCGUCUGGCCCUGCUGCCCGAGACAUACCUGCUGAAGAACGUGGCCUCUGAGGAGCUGGUGAUGGGACACAAAGUGGGCCGGGAGAUCGUGGAGGAUGCAGUGCGAUGUAAGAUGAGGAUCCUCCAGAACGACGGCAUUGUGACGGGGUUCUGCGCCAGGCCCAGGAAGGUCAGCCAGGCCCUGCUUCUCCUGGGAGGUCAGACCUUCAUGUGUGACAAGGUGUACAUGAUUGACAACAAGACCAAGGAGAUCACCCCCAAAACGGACAUCCCCAGCCCCCGUAAGGAGUGCAGCGCCUGUGCCAUUGGCUGCAAGGUCUAUGUGACUGGGGGGAGAGGCUCUGAGAACGGGGCCUCCAAAGACAUGUGGGUCUAUGACACCCUGCAUGAUGAGUGGUCCAAAGCAGCGCCCAUGCUGGUGGCCAGGUUCGGACACGGGACAGCUGAGCUCGACCACAUCCUGUACGUUGUAGGUGGACACACCUCUCUGGCCGGCUCCUUCCCAGCCUCUCCGUCAGUCUCUCUCAAACAGGUGGAACAGUAUGACCCACAGACCAACAAGUGGAUCCUCGUAGCUCCUCUCAGAGAGGGGGUUAGCAAUGCUGCAGUGGUGGGGGCCAAGAACAAGCUGUUUGUCUUCGGGGGCACCAGCGUCAACCGAGAUAAGUUUCCCAAGGUGCAGUGCUUCGACCCGGUCCAGAACAGGUGGACGGUGCCUGCUUCCUGCCCUCAGCUCUGGCGCUACACGGCGGCGGCUGUCGUAGGCAACCACGUCGUAGUGAUCGGUGGAGACACAGAGUUCUCGGCCAGCUCGGCCUACCGCUUCAACAGUGAGACGUUCCAGUGGUCCAAGUUCGGGGAUGUGAUGGCCAAGAGGAUCAGCUGUCACGCGGUGGCGUCGGGCAACCGGCUGUACGUGGUGGGAGGAUACUUUGGGGCUCAGAGGUGCAAGACCCUGGACUGUUACGACCCCUCUACAGACUCGUGGGACAGCGUGACCAGCGUGCCCUACUCGUUGAUCCCCACAGCUUUCGUCAGCACCUGGAAGUACCUCUCAGCGUAGCGACUGACGGGGCAACAGGAAGAAAUGGCUGUUAGGAUCAUUGCAGUGGUGUCUGGAAUGCAGGCUUGUCUCCCUUCGGUGGCUGUGGAAUGCAGUGGAGGUGUGAGGAGGGGUUGUCAACCUUGCCCUCCAGGCUUGCAGUCAGAAGAGAAUCACAUGUCCCCAGCUGCAGAGCAGGAGUGUGGCUAAACUGGGCCUAAGGUCGGGUGAGGAGAGGAGCGGCCUGUCCCUCCCAGCCCGCCUAAUCUGAUGUUUCCUCUGCUGAGUAACUUUCCAUCGAGAUACUGGCCUGAGCUGCACCAGACCACUGGGGAGGGGGGGGGGGGGGUGCUGCAGGAAUGCCAGGCUGGGACUGUACUACAGAGGAACAUGGAUGCCGUACUGUACAUCCCUCUGAGUCCUGGGGCUCAUAGUGUGUUUAUGACUGCUCCACUGACACUAUGAUCAGAGCAUACAAACAGAAUCUCUUCUAUGGAUUCUAUUUCUACGUUUCAGAGACUUAUAAACUCCAGAAUGACUGCAGCCGAGGAUAGGACGGAUUGUGAUGUCACUCUAAAGGAGCUGCCACAUUGGUUCUCCUGCUCUGACAGAGAAGGGCAUGGGGUCUGAGCCACUGGGCUCCUCCAAACACUGGGUUAUUGACUGUGUUCCUCAGGUGGCAUUUGUUGAACUAGUGACAAACUCAAGGAGGCCUUGCCCAUGUUAGUUAGGAGUUAAUUUUGGGAAGUGAAGUGUAUGAUUUUGUGCAUAGAACAAUCUUCCUGUUUAUUUUUAGACUUGGACUCGAACUUCCCUCAAUUUUGGUCAACUAAAUUUGUAUCUUCUUUCUCAACUCAAAACACACUGCAAAGAAUGUGACUCAUGGCUGAAGAUACAAAAAUCACAAUUUGACUAAAUGCCUGUUGUAUGUUUCUUGUCUCAGGGUUUAUGCAAUUAUUUGUGUUUGUGCGUAGUCUGGAUGUACUGUUGCAACCUUUUUUUGUGUGUGUUUUCGUUUCUGUUUGUCCCUGGAAAUGGCCUGAAAGAGGAUGUUAAACUGAGCUCUGACUGUACAGACUGUCUCACUAACAGAACAUUCACAGGAUGGCUCGAAUGCAAUUAGACCCAUUUUUAGGAUCUGUCUUGAAGUUUAAACUCGUAUCUACCCGAGGAUGUCUUCACAGCUAUGCUUUGCCAAGUUGUCUUUCAUGUUCAUUUGUCAACUGAAAUAUCUUUUAUAAAAGUGACCCUUUACCAUGAA
Molecule: messenger RNA, 3283 nt
Organism: Oncorhynchus kisutch (coho salmon)
Lineage: Eukaryota; Metazoa; Chordata; Actinopteri; Salmoniformes; Salmonidae
Gene: enc3
Product: ectodermal-neural cortex 3
Exons: 3
Coding region: 274-2043 (589 amino acids)
Biological process (GO): ubiquitin-dependent protein catabolic process
Cellular component (GO): Cul3-RING ubiquitin ligase complex; cytoplasm
Molecular function (GO): protein binding
Source: RefSeq, a predicted model, not a curated record